Molecule: messenger RNA, 2706 nt
Organism: Humulus lupulus (European hop)
Lineage: Eukaryota; Viridiplantae; Streptophyta; Magnoliopsida; Rosales; Cannabaceae
Product: glutamate receptor 2.8-like
Exons: 5
Coding region: 1-2706 (901 amino acids)
Cellular component (GO): plasma membrane
Molecular function (GO): ligand-gated monoatomic ion channel activity; signaling receptor activity
Source: RefSeq, a predicted model, not a curated record
AUGAUAGAAAUAAUAGUAUUUCUGGUCUGCUGUGAUGCUCUAGAGCACAAAAGUGAGGAGGAGCCUCAAAAUAAACUCAAUGGUAUAGGAGCCAUUAUAGAAUAUGAUUCCAGAGCCGGAAGACAAGAGAAACUGGCCAUGCAGAUGGCAAUUGAUGAUUUCUGUGCUCACUCCUCCAGCAACUACUCCUACUGCCCCACUCUACUCAUUAAUGAUUUUCAAGGAGACUCCAUUCAAGCAGCUUUCUUGACAAGGACCAUGAUCAAGGAGCAAAAUGUUAGAGCGGUGCUUAUUGGAUUGGAAACAUGGCGAAACGCCCUCCUUGUUGCCGAGACUGGCAACGGCCACCAAGUCCCUGUCCUUUCAUUUACUAAUGAGGUCCCAAUCCGGACCUGUGAGCAUCUGCCAUUUCUGGUCAACGCAGCUCGAAGUCAACAAGCCCAGAUGAAAGCUGUGGCAGCCAUAAUCCAGAGUUGGCAAUGGCAGAAAGUCAACGUUAUUUACGAAGAUAUUGACUCGGCCGUGACUGGCAUCAUCCCUUAUCUCAUUGAAGCAAUUCAAACGGUAGGCUCUCAGAUAAGUAGCCUUUUGCCUCUCCCACUCUACAGCUCUAACAUUAACAUAUUGGGGAAGUUGGAAAGCCUUAAGGAGAAGCAGUGUAGAGUUUUCAUCGUUCACACUAGUUCCAUCCAUUUAGCAACCAAAAUUUUCAAGGAAGCAAAGAAUUUAGGGAUGAUGGAAGAGGGUUCGGUUUGGAUUACAACAACUUCCAUAACAAAUCAAAUCGAUUUGCUGAACUCAUCGUCGAUUUCCUCAAUGCAAGGGGUUCUAGGAAUCAAGACAUACUUUUCUCAAUCAGGGAAACGUUUCCAAGAUUUUCACUCUAGAUUUAUGGUUAAGUAUCGUAAUCAAUAUCCCCACGAGCUUAAUUUGGAACCUGGGAUUCUUGCUUUGCAGGCCUAUGAUGCUGCAUGGUCUGUGGCCCUUGCUUUGGAGGGAAGAAACCAAAGCUGUAAAGACCAUCAAAAUCGAACUGAUUACCCUAGUAAACAAUAUAAUCAUAUGGUUUCAAAUGUUUGUGGGAAAGAGCUAUUAGACAGUAUCUUAAGAAGCAACUUUGAUGGGUUGUAUGGUUCAUUUAAAUUUAACAUGAAUAAUAAGUUGCCUCAGGCUCGUGUCUUUGAAAUAGUUAAUGUGGUUGGGAGAAGCUAUAGAGAGCUGGGGUACUGGUCCGAGGGAUUGGGUUUCUCAAAGAGCAUAAUACACAAUAGUAGAAAUAAUUACAAUGUGUCAAUGAGAAUUUUAGGACAAGUGUUUUGGCCUGGUGGGCCUUGGACAGUUCCAAGAGGAUGGGCCUUACCAAAUAGCAGUAAACCAUUGAGGAUUGGAGUGCCUGCAAGGACCACAUUUAAAGAUUUUGUAGAAGUGAGAUAUGAUACUAAGGGUAAUCCAGUCGUUGAAGGCUUUUCCAUUGAUGUAUUUAAAUCAGUUGUUGAGCUUCUACCAUAUCACUUGCCAUAUGUUUUCGUCCCAUUGCACGGCCCUUAUGAUUCCAUGGUGCAACAAAUUCAGCUUGAGAGCAUCGAUGGAGUAGUAGCGGAUACAGCCAUCAUUGCCAACCGCUGUAACUAUGCAGAAUUUUCACAGCCAUAUGCAGAAUCAGGUCUUCAGAUGUUGAUUUAUUUUAAACCAAAGAGAUUAGAAAGGGCUUGGUUGUUCACAAAGCCAUUCACACCAGUCAUGUGGGCUUUCACAGUGAUCACUAACAUUUACAACGGCUUUGUCAUUUGGAGGAUUGAACGUGAUUCACAUCCAGAAUUGAACCAAGGCCCUUUCUCAAACAAAGUUGGAACUAUGCUUUCCUUAGCCUUUACAACACUAUUUUCACAACAAGGAGGAGAGAAGUUAACCAGAAACUCUUCACGGAUGGCCUUUGUAGUAUGGUUGUUCGUGGCAAUGGUCAUCACACAGAGUUUCACUGCAAGUUUGACGACUUUACUUACAGUUGACCAGCUUACUCCAACCACAGUCAGCGUUGAAACUCUAAAGAAGACUGGAGCUAAAGUUGGUUGUGAUGGGAAUUCGUUUGUGGUCAAAUAUCUUGAAGAGGUCUUACGUUUCCGUCCAGAAAAUAUCGUAAAAAUGUAUUCAGGAGAUGAUUAUCCUCAAGCUCUUCAAACUGGAAAGAUAGCAGCUGCCUUUCUUGAGGUUCCUUAUGCUAAAUUGCUCCUUUCUAAAUACUGUAACAACUUCACCACUUCUGGACAAACUUUCAAAAUUGGAGGCUUUGGAUAUGCUUUUCCUAGGAGUUCUCCUUACCUUCCUGAUAUCUCUCAAGCGAUUCUUAAAGUAACUGAAAAUGGGAGAUUGCUAGAGCUUGAGAAAAAGAUGCUCUCGUCGUACAAUUAUUGUUCAUCAUCCAGGAAUGAUGCUGAACACAAUGGCUCUCUUGGUAUGAACAGUUUCUAUGGUCUUUUUCUGAUUACUGGAGGAACCUCCACCGCUGCUCUUCUCAUCUUCAAUUUCAGUCGAGACCAAGAAGAAGACGGUGGUGGUGGUGGUGAUGAUGAUGACGACGAUGAUAAUGAUGAUGCCCAAGAGAUUGAAUUAUCUGAAGUUCAAUCUCAGGCACUGAUCGAACCUGGUCGUGAUCACCAGGAUGAUCGAGCUGCAAAUAAUAAUAAUGCUGAAGAAAAUCAUCAGUAG